AUGAUUGGCCAGGCUUGGGUUUGGCCCUGCAUCGAUCCUUUCUUGGCUUUCGGCGUUCCCCCCUCCGACCCUCCAACCCUCCUCGUCUCCCCCUCCGGCUCUCUCUCCAAACCCUCCAAGGUCCAACUCUUCGUUCGACCCUUCGACCCGUCAACCCGUCGACCCUUCACCCUCAGGAUUCUUCCUUAUCCCACGCCCCACGUCACCCCGCGUCCAACUAGCCAGACAGGCAAGCUCCCAGCGCAAUUCGCCCAAUCGGGCUCGAUCGGCGCGGUACUUGGGCGCCAACAUGAUACUCCCGAUCAUGACCGUGGCCGUAACUUUGGUGACGGACAGAAGCUCUGGGCAGGUCAAGCGAAAAUCCAGACUCCAGCAUCGGUCCCGACCCCCCAAAGUCAAAGCAAAACAGAACGACGAUCAGAUUCUUCCAAACUCGAUCAUCAUUACGUCCGUCCCAUUUCUCAAAACAUGACGGGCGCUUUCAGCUCCAUCGAUACCAGACGGUGUCGUCACUAUGCCAGAUUCUUCCAGAAUCUGUCCUUGAAAGAGGCAAACGCCAUCUUCUGGCUGCUUUUCUCCUUUGUAAGUACUACAACAUAUCGAGUCGCGUCGCGUCCGAUACGGGACCCGGAUAUCCGUGCGGCUGUCCAAGAGCCUACAGCUGACGAUGCAAUAGCACUCACGGAGCGAGACAAACUACUACCGAAGGAAGUAGUGGAAUCCCAGGAGCACAAGAUCAAGAAUCGCCGCACGCGGAUCAAAUGCCUCAUGUGGGCUUCCCUCUGCCUUGCCCUCUCCGCCAGCGCCACAGUACUCGAGUGCUUCGCCGCCUUCAACAUCCAGUACUGCGAUGGCGAAGACCUGAUGCAACUCUACUGGGGUUUCUGGUCCGUCCUCCAGGUCGGCUCGAACAUCGCCAUCUUGGGUGUCAUGGUGCAAUUCUGGAUCGUGCUCGGCGACGUCGAGACGCCGAGCUGGGCCGUGGCACUGGGAACACCCAUCCUGGUCUUCGCGGCACUGGGCUUCGUGUUCCGGGCCAUCUGGAUAGACUUCUUGCAGAAGCUGGGUAGGAAGCGCAAGCAAGCAGCACCGGAUGAGGAGAGAGGAGAGUCGCGAGACGGAGAUGACAGCGAUGGAGAGGAAGAUGAAAAGCAGGUAGUCACAAGUCACACGCUAAGCAUUCCCGAUCCGUCCAGUCCUACCGUGGUUAACGAUACCACCGAAGACGUCAUCUCGGCGCGCCCGGCUGCAACACAACCUCGACCUGCGCCCACCCCUCGCGGUACCACGGUCUGGUCCCGGGACUUGCAGUACCUCCUCGGCUCCGUUGUCCACGAUCGCUCGGAAGACCACCCAGUGGUAUCGCAAGAACUUCACAUCUAUCAUCACCGCGACGCCUCGGGACGCAGUAGAUCCCAUGGCGGCGGCCGGAUAGGCUCCCGGGUACAGAUUGUGACGCCCAACCCUAGAAGCUCACAAUAA
Drepanopeziza brunnea f. sp. 'multigermtubi' MB_m1 is the source of this 1482-nucleotide messenger RNA. The record is from RefSeq and is a predicted model, not a curated record. Lineage: Eukaryota; Fungi; Ascomycota; Leotiomycetes; Helotiales; Drepanopezizaceae.